GCACAUUUGAUCACUUAGUCAGUAUCUCACAAAUUUGUGCGAAAUUAUAAGAAAAUGGCUCGAUUAAACUAUAUAGUGACUGUCAUCAGUAUUACAUUGAUGUACGUUGUCGCACAAGAACUAUACUCUGAUAAAUACGACGACAUCGACGUAAUGAGUAUUCUUGAAAACGAACAAAUAUUUAAUAAAAUAUAUGGUUGUUUUAUGGAUACGUUCCCAUGCGAGACGGAAGCUGGAAAAUUCUUUAAAGGGAUUUUUCCCGAAGCUGUCCAAACCAAUUGUAAGAAAUGUACUGAAAAACAAAAAAAUAAUUUAAAUUUAGCAGCGGAUUGGAUGACAAAAAAUAAACCUAAUGAAUGGCAGGCCCUCGUCGCAAAAAGCGUAGAGGAGAUGAAAAUGAAAAACGUUGGUCAAUAAUUCUAUAAUAAUUAUUAAAACAACGAACAAAGAAGAGUAUAGAAAAAAUUGAAAGUUAAUUAUCUAUAAAAAUAUUGUAUCUUUUGUAUUUAAAAACAUUUUGGGGGAAAAGGGAGAAAUGUAAAGAUACUUUUUAAGUAUUAAUAAUGGUUGUAUUGUAUUAUAUUAAAAUAUAACAUAUUAUAAAGAGAAA
Messenger RNA from Monomorium pharaonis (pharaoh ant), 610 nucleotides. Its product is annotated as ejaculatory bulb-specific protein 3. The record is from RefSeq and is a predicted model, not a curated record. NCBI's taxonomy places the organism in Eukaryota, Metazoa, Arthropoda, Insecta, Hymenoptera, Formicidae. The transcript is spliced from 2 exons. The coding region runs from base 55 to 417 and encodes 120 amino acids.